Entelurus aequoreus (snake pipefish) is the source of this 1908-nucleotide messenger RNA. It is a transcript of the gene lypla1, whose product is annotated as lysophospholipase 1. The transcript has 9 exons. Gene Ontology annotation, cellular component: cytoplasm. Gene Ontology annotation, molecular function: palmitoyl-(protein) hydrolase activity; carboxylic ester hydrolase activity. Lineage: Eukaryota; Metazoa; Chordata; Actinopteri; Syngnathiformes; Syngnathidae. The coding region runs from base 223 to 921 and encodes 232 amino acids. The record is from RefSeq and is a predicted model, not a curated record. Gene Ontology annotation, biological process: protein depalmitoylation.
GGGACUUCCUGUUGCACGGCUGGACUACUGGAGGUAGAUUGUUAAUACCUUCCGGUGCUUUUUUUUUAAUAACAAAAGUUCCCUGAAGAAGACGCGUACGAGCAGAAGUGAGGGCGGCGGUGUCUUUUUUUUAAACAGUUUGACGGUGAACAACAUUCGACUAACGGGACGUUGAGCUAACAAUUAGCUGAGAGCGGCUACUUCGGUGCGUCUUAUCGCUGUAUGUGCGGUAACAACAUGUCUGCUCCUCUACCUGCCAUCGUGCCUGCCGCCCGCAAAGCCACCGCCGCGGUGAUCUUCCUGCAUGGCCUCGGUGACACUGGACAUGGAUGGGCUGAAGCCUUCGCUGGCAUCAAGUCAGCACACGUCAAGUACAUUUGCCCACACGCUCCCAACAUGCCCGUGUCCUUAAACAUGAGAAUGUCCAUGCCUUCCUGGUUUGACAUUUACGGCUUGAGUCCGGAAGCAGAGGAAGAUGAAGCUGGUAUUAAGAGAGCGUCAGACAACCUUAAAGCCCUGAUAGACCAGGAAGUGAAGAACGGGAUUCCCUCCCACAGAAUCCUCCUGGGUGGAUUCUCGCAGGGCGGGGCCUUGUCCUUGUACACCGCUCUGACCACGCAGCAGAAGAUGGCGGGAGUGGUGGCGCUCAGCUGCUGGCUUCCGCUGCGCAAUUCCUUCCCUCAGGCGUGCGGCGGCAGCGCCAACAAGGACAUGCACGUCCUCCAGUGCCACGGCGACGCCGACCCGCUCGUGCCCUUCUCGUUUGGGAGCCGCACCGCCGAGAAGAUGAAGAGCCUCAUCAACCCGGCCAACGUCACCUUCAAGUCGUACCGCGGUCUACCUCACAGCGCCUGUCCCGAGGAAAUGGUGGACGUCAAGCGCUUCAUCGAGAAGCUGCUCCCCGCCAUCAGCGAGGAAUAAGUCGUCUCUUCGGCCUUCACCAGGACCACGAGCGGCUUGACAGCAUAAAAAAAAAAAAAGACAAAAAAAAAAAUCACGCCGCUUCCGCCGUACCUUUUCAGAGGCAAACAGGAGCGCUUGAUGUUGACGCCGAGGAGCAGCGACACGUCCCGCCGUGGAGUAUUGCGAUCGUCAGUGUUACGGUAGAGUGACGUUAGUUGCUUGAUUGUUGAUGCUGAACGCCAUUUUACCCCGCAGCACACGUUUGUACAGGAGUAACUAGGGCUAAUGUUUUGUUUUUUUCAAUGAUGUAUACGUGUAGUAUUGCUUAAACCAGAGGUGUCCAGAGUGCGGCUUGUAGCUAACUUUUGGCACAAUCAUUAGCAUUCUAAUAUUAGCAUGCUAGCUUUUUUGCAAAUUUUUCAAGUAUACACCUCAGCAUCAAAUGUUUUUUUGAGGAAUGAUACCUGUUAGCAUGCUAAUAUUAGUAUGCUCGCUAAUUUUGUAGGUAUACACCUCCAGUCAUAUUUUGGUACUUGAUGCAUGCUGACGUUAGCAUGCUAGCAUUUAAAACAGAUUUUUCAGGUACACACCUCAAUCUAUUUUAGUACUCGACACAGGCUAACAUUAGCAUGCUAGCUUUUUUUUAACGAAUGAAGCAGGUCAGUAUGUUGGCAUUUCAGUAAUGUUUUUGUUAGCAUAGUACCGUUAGCAUGCUGUUUUAUUUGUAUUUGUAUUAAUAUUUCCCAAAAAUAACACCAGCCAAAAGAUAUAACAGAGGAAAAACAAAACACACAAGACAAAGCAAACAAAACACUCACACACACAUUCACACAUCCAUUGAGAGAAGCUUACAUAAACUCGAGAAAAUCCAAAAUGAAAAGAAAUUAAAAUAAUGAAAAAAUUAUAUUAUAUAAUAAUAAUAAUAACAAUAAUAACAGAUUCAUGAAGAUGAUAAUAUUACGGAGCCCCUAACGGGACAUGGGGUAUUUAAAAAAAAAAAUUUUU